Molecule: messenger RNA, 1123 nt
Organism: Puccinia graminis f. sp. tritici CRL 75-36-700-3
Lineage: Eukaryota; Fungi; Basidiomycota; Pucciniomycetes; Pucciniales; Pucciniaceae
Exons: 5
Coding region: 98-1123 (341 amino acids)
Molecular function (GO): oxidoreductase activity
Source: RefSeq, a predicted model, not a curated record
UCGCGCGAUUAACUUAUCACACUCCGCCUCAAAAUCAAUCGUAUCGCGAGCCCCACAGUCGCCUUGGUGGAACUCCUUGUUCAAUUUUUUCCCCAACAUGUGGAACAGAGGACCAUCCGGAGGUCAAUCGCAAUUUCCACCCCCCAACACCGCACCUACCCGACCCCAGCCCCCACCCACCACGCCUGUAUCCACACCUAUUAUACCCGUAGAAGUACCUUCAUCCCCGCCUGCCAAUCCUACUGAUUCUGGAACUCAAGAAACUCCUGCCAAACCUAUAUCAGUACCUCCUCAACCUUCACCGGUGCCUUCUAAUCCCUCAUCAGCCCCCGUUCAAGCUCCACCAGCGCCUACCAAGCCAUCACCAGCGCCUACCCCCAAACCUCCCCCUUCUUCUAGUCCAGCCCCCGCUAACCCUGCCACCGCACCUGCGACUGCUCCAGUCUCAAAUGCGGCCGGUGUUUGCCCCCAAAUCCGCGUGCGAAAAGAAUGGAGAAACAUGGAGCGCGAUGUCCAAAAGUCAUACAUGUCGGCGAUAAAGUGUUUGCUCUCAAAGCCUUCAAGAUUACAACCGGGCACAGGCCGUCGGCUGUACGACGACUUUGUUUUUGUUCACGACAGGUCUCGUAAUUCAGUCCAUUGGGUCUCAGCCUUUUUGCCAUGGCAUAGGCAUUUCAUUUAUCUUCAAGAGAAAGCCCUCAUUGACUGUGGAUACGUUGGUGCCCUACCUCGUUGGGAUUGGACAUUGGAUUCUCAAAACUUCACAACAGCCGCCGUAUGGUCAUCGGACCCCGAGACGGGUUUUGGCACCAAUGGUGCAGAUAACACUGCCGACCCUAAUGGUCUUGGGGGUGGUACAGUUGUCGACGGUGCUUUUGCUAAUCUCCAAUUACGUUACCCGGAUCAGCAUCUUCUGGAGCGAGGUUGGACUUCCCCAGCUCAGUUCAAUGAACGGGGAAGUACUUAUGGAAGCCAGUACUAUGACGAUGUUGCCAUCAAGGUCGUUCAUAGCAGUCAAGACUUUUUGAAUUUCCGUGUCGCUAUUGAGGGGACAAACCCUUCGAGCCGUGGAGUCAGUUUACCCGGGCCUCAUGGAUAUGUCACCCAGUUCCUAUGCGCCUAA